GGGAUGAAGCUGCUGAGUUUCUGAGCUGAGCAGACCCAUGAGCAGCAUGUGACUGCGCCCCCAUUUCUGACUCAGGCCUCAGCCCCCCCCGGGCAGCUCUGGGAAAAUGUCCCAGACUCCCAAUGCUGUGACCUGAGCACGGAGCUCGGCUUCCGCCUCAGUCUCUGGCUAGAUAGUAGGGAGAAGGCCCUGCCCUCUGUCUGCUGAGGGAGAGGAGGGGGAGGAUCUCUCUGCCCAUCCCCUGAAGCCUCCUGGCUGCUGGAAACAAGCUGGGGAUGGGAUUCUACUUCUCCCGCCCUCCCAGAGUUAUUUUUCCCCAUGAUGACUGGGAUUGUGGCUGGGGCUGCAGGCAGUGGGUGAGGGACUCUUGUUGUUGCAGAUGCGGGUGACCUUCGAGGAGGUGGCUGUGUAUUUCACCCAGGGGCAGGGGGCGCUGCUGGGCCCCGCUCAGAGAGCCCUCUACAGGGACGUCAUGCAGGAGAACUACGAGGCGGUGACCUCGCUGGGGUUUCCCGUUCCCAAACCUGAGCUGAUCGCCCGGCUGGAACGAGGGGAAGAGCCCUGGGAGCCCGACCUCCAGGCCAGGGAUGAAAGAGAGAUCCUGAGAGGCACCCGCACAGCAGGUGAUGGGACAGGGAGUGAGAAUGAAGAGAGGAACCAACCAAAGGAAGCUUCUGGGGAAAUGGAACCGCAGGCGGCCUUUGUGGGAAGAGCUGAAGGGAAUGUUUCCCAGUGCUUGGAACAGGGAGAGGUCAGGGGAAACUGGCACAGGUCGGAGAGGCUCCUGGGGAACCACACAAGUGAGGAAAUGGAUGAAUCUGUUAAAUGUGGGGAAGGACACAAGCAUCCCACAGCCCCGCAGACAAACCCCAAGGAAGAGAAACACCAGGAAUGGCGCAAUUUUGGGAAGGGAUUUAUUGUGAGCCCAGAGCUUAUUACAGUGCAGACAGUAGAUAAUGGAGAAAAAAACCCUCAGUGCUUGGACAGUGGGGAAGACAUCAAUAACAGCUCAGAUCUUACUACUGAUGGUGGAAGCCAAAUAGUAGAGAGAGGCUCUCAGUGUCCUGAGGGAGGCAACAGUUUGAUUUGGACGUCGGCCCUGAAGACACGAGAAACAAGCCACACAGAAGAAAGACCCCAUAAGUGCGUAGAUUGUGGGAAAACGUUCAAAAGAAAGUCAGCCCUUGUUAAUCAUCUGGUAGUCCACACAGGGAAGAGACCCCACAACUGCUUAGACUGUGGAAAAAGUUUCCUGAAGAGGUCACUCUUUGUUAAACAUCAGGCAGCCCACGGUGGAAACAGACCCCAUAAGUGUUUAGAUUGUGGGAAAAGUUUCAAAUGCAAAUCAACUCUUGUUGCACAUCAGGCAAUCCACACAGGAGAGAAACCCCAUCAGUGCUUAAUCUGUGGAAAAAAUUUCACACAGAGGUCGUCCCUUGUUGUACAUCUGAAAAUCCACACAGGAGAGAGACCCCAUAAGUGCUUAGACUGUGGGAAAAGUUACAUACAGAGAUCAGACCUCGUUAAACAUCGGGCCAUGCACACAGGAGAGAGAUCCCAUAAAUGCUUGGAAUGUGGGAAAAGUUUCACAGGCAGGUCAAACCUUCUUUCUCAUCAGGCAAUCCACACUGGAGAGAGACCUCAUAAGUGCUUAUAUUGUGGCAAAGAUUUCAUAUGGAAGACCUCUCUUGUUGCACAUCAGGCAAUCCACACAGGAAAGAGACCCCAUAAAUGCUUAGACUGUGGAAGAAAUUUUAUAAGGAGACUCGAUCUUGUUUACCAUCAGGCUACCCACACAGGAGAGAGACCCCAUAAGUGCUUAGAGUGUGGGAAAAGUUUCAUACGGAAGAUAGACCUUGUUUACCAUCAAGGAAUCCACACAGGAGAGGGAUCUCACAAGUGCGUAGAGUGUGGGAAAUGUUUCAGGUCACUCUCUGCCCUUGUGUCACAUCAGAAAAUCCACACAGCCGAGAGACCGCACAAGUGCUUGGAAUGUGGAAAAACUUUCAAACGGCGAUUCGACUUUGUUAAGCAUCAGGCAAUCCACACAGAAGAUAGACCGUAUAAGUGCUCAGACUGUGGAAAAAGUUUCAUACGUAGAUCUGACCUUGUUAACCAUCAGCCAAUUCAUACAGGAGAAAGACCCCACCGGUGCUUCCAUUGUGGAAAAAGUUUUACACAUAGGUCAAACCUAACUCAACAUUUGGCAACCCACACAGGAGAGAGACCCCAUCAGUGCUUAAUCUGUGGGAAAAGUUUCACACAGAGGUCAGCCCUUGUUUUACAUCAGAAAGUCCACACAGGAGAGAGACCCCAUAAGUGCUUAGAUUGUGGAAAAAGUUUCAAAAGGAAGCCAGAACUUAUUCAACAUCAGGGUAUCCACACAGGAGAAAGACCUCACAAGUGCUUAGACUGUGGAAAAAGUUUCACGCAAAGGGCAGCCCUUUUUACACAUCAGCCAAUCCACACAGGAGAAAGACCUCAUAAAUGCUUGGACUGUGGGAAAAGUUUCAAAUGGAAGUCUGGCCUUGUUUCACAUCAGAAAAUCCACACGGGGGAGAGACCCCAUCAGUGCUUAGACUGUGGAAGAGGUUUCAUAAGGAGGUCAGAUCUCAAUAAACAUCAAUUAAUCCACAGAGGAGAGGGAAACGAUAAGUGUUAAGUUGUGGAAAAUCUUUCAUAUGGAGAACUGACAUUCUUAAACAACAGGCAAUGCACACGGGAGAGACAGCUCAUAAUUGCUUUGACUAUGCAAAACAGUUUCAUAUGGAAGUGAGCCUUUGUUUCACAUCAGAAAAUCCACACGGGGGAGAGACCCCAUCAGUGCUUAGACUGGAAAAAGUUUCAUAAAAAUAUCAGCAACCCUUGUCAAACAUGAUGUAGUCCACACAGGAGGAAGAUCACAAAAGUGCUUCGACUGGAAAAAGUUUUAU
Molecule: messenger RNA, 2933 nt
Organism: Pelodiscus sinensis (Chinese soft-shelled turtle)
Lineage: Eukaryota; Metazoa; Chordata; Testudines; Trionychidae
Source: RefSeq, a predicted model, not a curated record